This is a messenger RNA of Saccoglossus kowalevskii, 1504 nucleotides long. RefSeq lists its product as uncharacterized. NCBI's taxonomy places the organism in Eukaryota, Metazoa, Hemichordata, Enteropneusta, Harrimaniidae. Gene Ontology annotation, cellular component: plasma membrane; cell-cell junction. Gene Ontology annotation, molecular function: cell adhesion molecule binding. Gene Ontology annotation, biological process: cell-cell adhesion. The record is from RefSeq and is a predicted model, not a curated record.
GGCGUGUAACGGUGGAGGUGACAAUAUAUACGUUAUUUUUAUAUUUACUCAUCUAGACAGAACUUAGCCUUCUUAACAAGAAUCUAACAGCAUGUCGCCAUCUUGGACGAAACUGUUCAACUUCUGCAUCACAGUUUUAAUAACUACGCCACUUGUACGCACUCUUGAUGUACAAACUCUGCCCGAGGUGGAGGGACUACGACUGGGAUCAGCGACUCUAAAAUGUUCCUACGAAGAACCUGAAGAUGACGCCCAGCAUAUCUCAAAAGUAUGGACAAUGAUUUCAGAAGUCACGGGCGAUGUCGAAGCAGUUUUCAGUCAGAUUGACAACAAGAACGGUGAAGCGUUCGGACGCUAUGCUGGGCGGGUGACUCUCACUGGGCCCCAUGCAGACAUCACCAUAUCUCGUCUGGAGCUCGUCGAUUCCGGAAUGUUCCAAUGUGCUAUUGAUUUUUACAUCGCGAGGGAAAGCGGCCAUGGUGAAACAUUAAUGAAAGUAUACACUGUUGUAGAGGAUGUCGACAUUGUAGAUCAUGGUCGUGGUCAAGAAUACAUGGUUAAACCAGGAGUGGAACACGAGUUGCAAUGCAAGGCUCUGAGAGGCCGCCCUGCUGCUAAACUCAACUGGUACUUGGGAGACACAUUUUACGGCCAAGGGGAGGAGACCAUUGUUGAAAACGAGGCCGAAGCUACUUACAACACCUAUAGUUCCUAUUUGGCCACAUUCAGUGAGAACGACAAUGGAAAGAUCAUGAAAUGCCAAUCUAACCAGGAACCGGAAAUUGCGUCACAACACGUCAGUGACUAUGUCACAAUCAACACCAGCGGGUCAGCGGUGCUGGAAGGAAGGACUUGGCACAUUCUCUGCUCAAUACUCAUCAGUUCAAUUUUAUGGAAGUUUCGCUAGUCUGAACAACACGUCAUUUUCUAACAUUUUCUAUAACUUUUUAACGAUCGAAUGAGUAAUAGCUUUUACUGAUAUGCCCGCUUUUGACAGGGUUUAUUUUGUUUUAUGUUCAUGUAUGUAGAAUUUUUUUUUCAUUAUUUUGUUUGACACUUUAGGCUAUUGUUUCGUUAAGUUGCCACUCUAGCGGCGAUAAAAAUACCGGCCAUGAAUAUAGUACAUGUACAUGAAUCAUUUAUUAACACGUGGAAUUUAAUAAAUUUGAUAUUGUAGGUACACGAAUUUGAUCUUCUGAUUAUCCUGUUACCCAUUUCGCAGUUUAGGGAUUGCAAACUAAUACAUGAGCGCGUACACAAAACAUUGUAGAACAUUUUGAUUCAUUUGCAUAACUGACCGUCAAUGAAAAUAGAUUCUCGUUAGUUCAACAUCAUGCGAUUAAAAAUAUAGUUAUGUUUGGAUUCAACACAAUAGUCACUGUUACGAAUGCAAUGGUAAAUUGACUACUAAUUUUGGCCGUUUCACAACUUGGCAAAUCGUCACUAGUCAUGGGUGUAACAAAGUUAGUAGGUGCACAGAAAAAUGGAAUGAAGUCUUAUAUGU